Molecule: messenger RNA, 1425 nt
Organism: Wasmannia auropunctata (little fire ant)
Lineage: Eukaryota; Metazoa; Arthropoda; Insecta; Hymenoptera; Formicidae
Product: collagen alpha-3(V) chain-like
Exons: 6
Coding region: 139-1425 (428 amino acids)
Source: RefSeq, a predicted model, not a curated record
AGUUUAGUUGCGAGCAGAUAUUCGCACAGUUGAGUUCGUGUUACCGCAACGUCUUCAUUUGGACUACAUAUUCUCUCUGCACAUCUUCGACUAUAUAAAGCAGCACAUAUUGUGUAAUUCUUGUUGGCUGGUGGCGACAUGCAGGAUCAGAAGGAUAACACUGAUACGCCUGCAGGGCAGGCGGUAAGUCGGGAUCUCGCGCAUAUGCCCGCCUGCACAUGUUCACUCAGCGGAGUACAAAAAAUAAUAGAUGAAAUAGAAGAAUUCUGUUAUCAUAGUACAAAGGAAUAUAAUGAAAUACUUUCAAGAUUAAAGGAAACGUUUACACAGGAGUUUAUCAAUGAAAGUGCAACAUCUUCAAAAAAUCCAGAAAGGACAAAUACAUGGUCUGGGCGCUGCAGAUGUCAUACAAAUGAUAGUUGUGUAGAUGCUCACUGUAUUUGCCUUAAAAAUAAAAAACCUUGUACUAGUAAAUGCGACUGUCAUAAAUCAAAAUUGAGAUGUUUCAAUUGUGUUGCAUUAAAUGACGAUCCAAAUGCGUCAAAGCCAAGGAAGUCCGUAUCAAAAAAAAUCAAGGUUCUUUGUAGUAGAAAAACGAGAUCCACCAGGAAGAAAAGUUUAGAAAAUAAUACAACACAGAGAACAGAGACCAGCGCGAAUGUGACACACACGAAGAUAAAAAGGAAAGUUCCAAAUCGCGUUGAUGCGAAGAUAAUGCCGCCAAUUGCGAUGAAGCGAAAACGAGAUAGACCGCGCAAGAAUCAAGAAUCUAAUCUCGAUUCCUUGUCGCGGCUGGAGAAAACGGACGACCCGCCAUUAUUAGAUGAGAAAGGAAAGCCAGGCAUUCCCGGUCUUCCGGGCGCUGACGGAUCUCCUGGACAUCCGGGCAAUCCUGGAAUCCCAGGUAUAAAGGGAGAACAAGGUCCUCCGGGCUCACAUGGACCAGUAGGGUUUCCAGGCGUUCGAGGUGUAAAGGGUGAUGAAGGGCAACGUGGCGUACCGGGUGAACGCGGCGAACAAGGCGAGAGAGGUUUGGAGGGUGAGAAGGGCGACACUGGAGCGAAAGGAGAACCCGGAGCGACAGGUCCGCAAGGUAUUCCUGGCCUCGAAGGUUUGGAAGGGCCGAAAGGUUUCGAGGGGCCUCGUGGUGAAACUGGGCCUGCUGGUUUGUCCGGAGAGAAGGGAAAGAUAGGCGUACCGGGAUACGCUGGCUAUCCCGGAAAUCCUGGAGAAAAAGGAGAUAAAGGGCAACCGGGAAAUCAAGGACCAAGCGGCGAUAAAGGAGAAAGACUAGAAAUCAAAUCCGGAUCUCCACGUUUGCCGGAUGGCUGUCCUGCCUUUAGACCACCGAGGCAUGUGAUAAUAUUCACCGCAACAAACAAUCUAGCGCGUUUUCAAGCCGCGAAAAUUCAAUAUAUAUAUUGA